AUGAGCUCUCGGGCCCUUAACUGGCCGCGGACUGCACAGUCCUCGCUAGUGAAGCAAAAUGCCGCUCGCUCCCAUGAUUCCAGCAUUGUGCGCCCGGCACAAUUGCUUCCUCGUGCUCAGCAGAUUGCCGAGUUCUCUAGCUCUUGCCAAAGUCACGAACGAUUAGGGCGUCGCGCCCAAGAGAAGCUACUCGAUAAGGAAUUCUUCCUGAGCCUGCUAAACUCUGCUGCGACCAAGCGCGAAGCAAAGCAAUACCUGUCUCGCUUCAAAGCCAGCCCUCCCAAGUCAGAUCCUAAGCCAGCGGAAGAAACCUACAGAGAGCCCUCGGAGUCUUUACCGUCCGGGGUAAAUUUGGGAUCUUUCUAUGGAGCCUCCCGCGCCGUCUAUGACAGUCCGGUGUUCCGACAAAAUACAACCCCGGCUCCUCGCGGGCAAGAGCCAGCCGAGCGACUACAUAUGGCCCUGAUCAAGAUCACUACUCCUCAAUCCCUCGAUGAUGCAACUAUCACGGGGGUGGCUAAGACCCUGUCGCAACUCGUUCGUCUGGGUAUGGCAUGUUGCGUCGUUAUCGACCCGGGGAAUAUAGAUGACGGUGCUGCGGUGCGACAAGUUGCUAUUGAGCAGGCUAAUCGGAUCUCGUCGGCGGUCGACGGGCAGCCCGACUCGAGAUCAUUCCGCCUGGACUCGGUAUUAUCGCUUUCAGAGAACGGCUCCGGUCACCCGACAGUCAUGUCACGAAAGAGUCUGCUGAACCCUCUUCGCGACGGACGCAUCGUCAUUGUCACACCGAUUGCGUACAUGGAGGAGAAUCCGAAGGCUGUUCCAGUGACGGCGAAUGAGGCUGUCGUAGCAUUGACGAAGGAAUUUGCCGGGCUGUCUGCCUCCUCGGACCCUGACGAGGACCCCACGGUCGCGGCGGAGAGGAUCAGCAGGUUGCAGAAGGAGGUUUCCCUGGAUCGAGUGAUUCUUCUGCACCCUCUUGGAGGCAUUCCGGCAUUUAAGGGCCCUCAAUCAUCCCAUGUCUUCAUCAACAUGGAGCAAGAGUAUGAUGAGAUCGAGGAAGAGUUGAUGGAGACGCGAAACUCUCUUGCCGGGGAGGGAAGUGAAACAGUCGCUCGAAGGGACCCCGGGCUUGCGUCCUCUAUCUUGGAGAGCAAUCCUCUCUCCAUGUUCGUAAAUCAAGAGGUAUUUUCGUCUCUUCCAGGACAUUCGGAGCAGCUCCCUGGUGCCCAAGCCAUAGGCCAUGUUUUGGAUGGCCAUAUGGAGAAUCUCCGAUUAUCACGACAGACUCUAGCCAUGCUCCCGUCAGCCUCGUCCGGCAUUAUCACAUCCCCACAGGACGUCGCCAAUUCUUCUCGUACACCGCAGACAGAUGCGUCGGACUUAUCUGCCGUUGGAACUCGUCGCCAGCGCAAUCCCCUCAUCCACAGUCUCCUCACAGACAAACCUCUCCUGUCAUCAUCGUUACCGCCAGGGCGUCGUGGUGAUAGCAAAGGCGGGCCCAGUGCAAUCAGCCCACUGACUUCUCACACUACCUUUAUCAAGCGUGGCAUGCCUUUGUCCGUUCUCCCGGAUCCGUGGGUGCAGAUGUGGACUCCUCAGCGUCAGCGUGUGCAACUAAAUGAUCCUUCUAUCGACCUACCCCGUCUCGUCCAUCUUAUUGAUGAUUCAUUUGACCGCAAGCUUGAUGUCAAGAAAUAUCUGGAGCGAGUGAAUGACCGUAUUGCCGGUCUCAUCAUUGCCGGAGAAUACGAAGGCGGCGCAAUUCUCACCUGGGAAACACCGCCUGGUGUCGUCGACGACGGCAGCGAGGAGAGUGCCGCCCGCAUGGUCCCAUAUCUGGACAAAUUCGCAGUCCUCAAGCGCAGCCAGGGUGCAGGUGGAGUCGCCGACGUGGUAUUCAAUGCAAUGGUGCGCUCAUGCUUCCCGAACGGAGUCUGCUGGCGUAGUCGCAAGGAUAACCCGGUCAACAAAUGGUAUUUCGAGCGAUCGUGUGGCACCUGGAAGCUUUCUGACAGUAACUGGACCAUGUUCUGGACCACACCUGGACUGCCAGAAGACAUGCAGAAGUUCCAGGACUACGAAGCUGUGUGCAGGAUGAUUCAGCCGAGCUGGGCGGACAACAAAAGCAUUGUCGAUUGA
This is a messenger RNA of Penicillium cinerascens, 2142 nucleotides long. It is a transcript of the gene arg2, whose product is annotated as acetyl-CoA:L-glutamate N-acetyltransferase. Gene Ontology annotation, biological process: L-arginine biosynthetic process. Bases 1 to 2142 code for a protein of 713 amino acids. Gene Ontology annotation, molecular function: L-glutamate N-acetyltransferase activity, acting on acetyl-CoA as donor; arginine binding. The record is from RefSeq and is a predicted model, not a curated record. The transcript has 3 exons. Gene Ontology annotation, cellular component: mitochondrial matrix. NCBI's taxonomy places the organism in Eukaryota, Fungi, Ascomycota, Eurotiomycetes, Eurotiales, Aspergillaceae.